Messenger RNA from Volvox carteri f. nagariensis, 468 nucleotides. RefSeq lists its product as uncharacterized. The transcript has a single exon. The record is from RefSeq and is a predicted model, not a curated record. Lineage: Eukaryota; Viridiplantae; Chlorophyta; Chlorophyceae; Chlamydomonadales; Volvocaceae. The annotation marks the transcript as partial.
GAUCCUCCUAGCGAUUGGGAGGCGGAUCCUCCUGGCGAUUGGGAGGUGGAUCCUCCUAGCGAUUGGGAGGCGGAUCCUCCUAGCGAUUGGGAGGCGGAUCCUCCUGGCGAUUGGGAGGCGGAUCCUCCUAGCGAUUGGGAGGCUGAUCCUCCUGGUGAUUGGGAGGCGGAUCCUCCUGGCGAUUGGGAGGCGGAUCCUCCUAGCGAUUGGGAGGCGGAUCCUCCUAGCGAUUGGGAGGCGGAUCCUCCUGGCGAUUGGGAGGCGGAUCCUCCUAGCGAUUGGGAGGCGGAUCCUCCUGGCGAUUGGGAGGCGGAUCCUCCUGGCGAUUGGGAGGCUGAUCCUCCUAGCGAUUGGGAGGCUGAUCCUCCUAGCGAUUGGGAGGCUGAUCCUCCUAGCGAUUGGGAGGCUGAUCCUCCUGGCGAUUGGGAGGCUGAUCCUCCUAGCGACUGGGAGGGACGGCACCCCUAG